CUCACCCAGAUGGUGGACCAAUCAGCAGGGCCUGCGGGGGCAGAAAGCCGGUAGGUUUCCCUGAGAAGCUAAUAUACAGAAGACACAGGACGGACGGACGGACGGACGGAGAGUCGGGGACCUGGAAGUUAGUUUCACGUCAACCUGAGAGCUUCUGGUUGGUCUGUACAGUCUCCAGCAGCUCGAUGCACUCUGACAGAGGAAUGGCCAUUCCCAGGAUGCUGAACUCCAACACUCCGUUCAUCAUCGUCACCGGCGGCUCUGAGCUCUCGUUUCUGGGGAAGGAGGAUGACGGUGAGGGCUGUGAGGAGGAGAAGGACUCGCUGGUUCAGGCCAUCGCUCCUCACCUGAGCCGAGUCAUUCAGCUCGGUACCGCCAAGCAUGUAGCGACGGAGGGAUAUGAGGAGAACCACUGCGUUUCUAUAGUCGCACAGGCAGAAAGGGAGGACUUCCAGGAGUUCAGCCCAACCAACACUCAGAGCCCCUUCUCUAGAUCCCAGCUCCUCCAGAAGCACAGGCCUCUCAGUCAAGAAGCAGCCCUGAUUAGUGACUCAGAAGAUGAGGACUUUGAUCAACUCCCACAUUACCACCUCCAGAGGAAACAGCGCAGGAAACUCAGAACCCGACAGAACCAGGAGGACGGAGAGGAACGUCCAAUCAUCAGGGGUCUGUGGGUUCAGGAGAUCGACUGGCUGAAGUCCACGUCCACUGAGAUCAUCCCUCCUCCUCCUCAGUUCACGGACUCAGCAGACCUGUACAGAGGAGUGUUUGAGAGGAGGAUGGAGGAGGACCAGCUCAGGUCUGCAGAUCCAGACGAUGCUUCCAGCAGCGAGGACCGAGGCUCCGACUCUGACUGCAGCCUCCACUGUGAAUCCAUCUGCACUCAUGAGAGCGAGUCGGACUCGUCUCUCUGCCUGGAGGCCGACCUGCGAGGUCAGCUCGGAGUAGAAGCGUCCAACUCCACCUUUGACCUGAUGCAUGUGUCUGGAUUUAAGUCUUCCUCCCAGGCGGACUGGGAUUCGAAGUCUACGGACUGCGAGCAAAGCCUGCUGGGAGUUUCAGACUGCACCUUCACCCACAGCUCUGGAAACCUUUCUGGCUGCGACGACACCGUUUUUGACGAACUGCGAGGCAAAGUGACACUGAUACCGAAGCUGUUUGUGUCGGCUUUCCACAGGGGUUUGAUCAAACAGAUUCUGAACGAUUGGAAGAGCUCCAAACCCGCAAACGAAGGACUCAUAUUCCAUCAUCAGCUGCAGCCCAACACCUGCCAGUACCGGGAGGGGGAGGAAUACUGCGUUGUCCAUCGCAUCCAGAACGGCUCCUACGGUGACGUGUUCUGUGUUCAGGACAACAGCACUGGAUUCAGAUGUGCUGCCAAGAGGAUUCCUCUGAGCGGCUUCAGCAGCGAGGAGGUGAGGACAUGGAGCGCUCUGAACUCUCCUCGAGUUGUGGAGCUUUUUGGAGCCGUAAGAGAGGGACUGAACGUCGUGCUCUUCAUGGACCUGAAGCCAGCUUGCUUGGCCCAGCUGCUAAAGGAGAUGAACUGCCUCCCUGAGGAUUUGGCCCUGCACUACCUCCACCAGACACUGGGGGCACUGGAGCACCUGCACCACAGGAGGGUGCUUCACCUGGAUGUCAAAGUUGACAAUGUGCUGCUGUCUGCAGACUGCAGAGACACAUUCCUCUGCGACUUUGGUCUCUCAGAGACAUUAGAUGACAGCGGACGAGGCGGCGAGGCCUUCAGGGGAGCUGCUUUUCCUGGAACUGAGACCCACAUGGCCCCUGAGGUAGCUCGAGGAGAUCAACUCUCUGCGAAGGCGGAUGUUUGGAGCAGCUGCUGUAUGCUACUGCACAUGCUCAAUGGAUGCCAACCGUGGAUACGUUACUAUUCCCAUCCGCUGUGCCUCCAGAUUGUCAAUGAGCCUCCACCGCUAUGGGAGGUACCAUCCAACUGCAACAACUUCACGGCCAAAGUGUUCAAAGCCGGACUCCAGAAGGACCCCGAAAGACGAGCGUCAGCAAAGGAGCUCCAGAGGAAAACCACCAAGGCCCUCAGAGCAGUUGGAGGUCUGAGACCUUGGUCCAUCAAAACCGCCUGUGAGAAGCUUCAUCACAACCGGACCCAGAAUGAAGACGCCUCCUACACCCAGAAUAAACCCCCAGCUGCACCCGCCAUGUACUGGGUCAGUCCCUGGAGAACCACAGCGGUGGACGAGGACGACAACAACUGGUCGGAUGGAGAAUCGGAACAAGACCCUAAAGGAGAAGCUGAUUCCUUCAAGAAGGACUGGGACUCUGAGCCGAAAUCACUGCGAGACGACUACAUCACUGAUGAGAAAGACUGGGAGACCGGCUCUGAUUCGGAGGUCGACAUUUACAUGGGAGAGGACGAAUAUAUUCAGGAGAAGUGGCUGAAAACUGACAAAGACUAUGAGGGGGAUUGGGAGGAAGAGGAUGAUGAAGAAGAGGAAGAUGAGGAAGAAGAAGAUUGGGACUCUUAUGUGUCUACAGAGUAUCUUCGUGCUCUCAGAGGCCUUUUUCCUUUACUGCAAAAAGGACAACAGAUGAAUGAGGAUUCUUGGGGAUCAGAAGCAGAGCUGGAAUACCUCCGAGACGAUGUACCUUUAGGCACCACGAUCCAGACGCCCUCCCCUGAACCUCGUGACGACCCUCCAUCCUGCUUCAGCUGCUCGGACACGUCGCAGAUCGACGCCUCAGACAAGGACUCUGACCGUUCUUCUGACGACCUCAGCUCCGGCGUCUUUUCGUCCUGCAACAGUCAGACAGACGGACACAUGGAGUGGUCGGCCUCAGCCAAUCAGCCGUCCUCGUACUGCUCCGAGGGUGUUGACAUCUGGAUUGAGAACGUCCAGAGCGAGUGUCUGAGGAUCCGAGAACGCCGGCUGGUCAAAGUGGGUCACGUUGCUAUAGGAAUCAGCGAUCAGAUCUCAGGGAAAGCCUUUACUUUGGAGACUCUGGACAGGAAGUUGGUGUCCUUUGAACAGGAGAUCAGAGAGUCUGGACUGUGGCUUCGCUGUGUUCCUGCUCCAGACAGAUGUCAGCGCUGGAGGUGGAGGGUCCGAGACGGAAAGCUGGAGCUCCGAGAAUGACGUUUUCUGUCAUCGUUUGUCUUCUUUGCACUAAUUAUUUCCAUUAAUGAUUGUUGUCGGGAAAAGCUGGAAGGCCCUGGUUUUAGGCAAAAGGAUUCUCAGUGUGUUCACACACAGUUCCAAGACUACAGUUUAAGAUUUGAGUGAAAGAAAGCUGAACGACAGGCAAAUAAACACUCAGUGAGCACUUUAUUAGGAACACCUAACAAUCUCAGUUCAUGGAGACACAAAGAUGUUGAGAAGCUUCCUCUGCAGAUUUUUGAUCUCCUGUUCUACCACACGACUCGGAGCGUUACGCUGCUAGAAGAAGACAUUAGAAGGUGAUAAAUUGUGGAUAUAAAGGGAUGCACAUGGUUAGCAACAACACCAAGACAGUCAGUGACAUCCAAACCAUGAUUAUGAAAAUAUUCCUCACAGUUUUAAACCAGAUUCAUUAAAUCAGGUGACAUUUUCCACCUUCGACUGACCAGUUUUAGUCUUUAUGGUAAUUAUCAACUCUUUGUUGGUGUUUUAAGACUGUUUGGUCUUUUUGUGUCAUUUUUCAGCUUUUUUUUUGCUUUAAAACAGUUGUGUCUUCUUUUUGUUGUGUAUUUUUUGUGUCCUGCUGUCAGUUUGAGUCUCUUUUGGUGAUUUUACAUAACUGUGCUUUUGUGUGUCUCAGUAUUUGCGUAUCUGUUAUUUGAUUUCUGUCUUUGUAUAGUUGUUGUCCUUCAUUUUGUUUGAAUUGUGUCUCUGUGGUCAUUUUGUGUCACUUUAUAGUUAUUUAUUGGUCAUUUUUUUCUCUUAGUUGUAGACUUGUCUGUCAUUGUGGUUGUUUUGCGUCACUCUAUGGUUGUUGUUUUUUGUGUGUCUUUGUCAUUGUUUUAGGUGCUUUGUGGUUGUUUUGUGUCUCUUUUUGGUUGUUUGGUGUGUUUUUGUGGUUGUUUUGGGUACAUUUGUCGGUGUUUUGUGUCUUGAUGUCGUUUGGUGUGUGUUUGUGGCUGUUUAGUGUCUUUGUGGCUGUUUUGUGUCUCUUUGUGAUUAUUUGGUGUGUUUUGUGGUUGUUUUGGGUCUUGUUGUUAUUUUGCUUCUCUUUGUGGUUGUUUUGUGUCUCUUUGUCUGUGUUUUGUGUCUCUGUGGUUGUUUUGUGUCUGUUUGUUGGUGUUUUGUGUCGUGAUGUGGCUGUUUGGUUGUCUUUGUGGUUAAUAGGUGUAUUUUGUUGUUGUUUUGUUUCUCUUUGUGGUUGUUUUGUGUCUCUUUGUGUUUUGUGUCUUGAUGUGGCUGUUUGGUGUGUUUUGUGGUUAAUUGGUGUGUUUUGUGGUUAAUAGGUGUGUUUUGUUGUUGUUUUGUGUCUCUUUGUGUUGUUUUAUGUCUCUUUGUGGUUGUUUUGUGUCUCUUUGUUGGUGUUUUGUGUCUUGAUGUGGCUGUUUGGUUGUCUUUGUGGUUAAUUGGUGUGUUUUGUGGUUGUUUGGUGUGUUUUGUGGCUGUUUUGUGUCUUGAUGUGGCUGUUCCACCUUCAGCUGUCCAGUCUCGAUGAUGUUACGGCUUCUGCAGCCUUUAAUUUCUGUUCCUGUUAGACAGAAGUGAAAGCCAACAUGGUCUCCUGCUAUUGCAGUGCAUCCACCUCAAGUUUGGACGGCUAAAAAGUGGUUCCUGUCAGCUUCAGCCAGACUAACCUCUCAUCAACAAGGCGUUUCAGUCCAUGUUUUCACAGUUCUGAGUGACUCCCCUCAACUGUUCUGGUGAAAAUCCAGGAGAUCAGCAGCUUCAGAAAGUCUCUGAACAACCAUCGUCACAUUUUCAGCCCAUUCUGAUUUGUAUCUGCAGGAGUUUAUGUCAUUAUUUAGCCUGUUUGGAUAAAUGCAUGAAUAAGCAGGUGUUCCUGAUAAAGCGCUCUGUGAGUGAAGGUGACAAAUAGAUGCAUUAAAAGCACACGUCUAUAAGCUGUGCAGGUCAAACUGUUGCUGUAAACUGUGUACAAACAGUGCAGGAGUGUGUAAGUGUGCAGAGAGAAGGAGUAAUGCGAUAUGUGACUUUAUCCGUUCAUUUUUAAGUCAUUUUUCCAUAACUGCACGGUGAAGGUGCAAAAGAAAUCCACUUUUCUGCAUUUUUUCUGUUUCCUCUCUGAUCUGGAAUCUAGAGUUUGUUUGUCAUUGAGUGUAUUUUAGAGUUUAGAAGAAGCGAAGUUGCUUAAAAUAAUGACAGUUUUCCACGACACGGUUUAAGACCUGAGGAAAUGAAUACUUGAACGUUACUUACAUUUUAUAUCUCAGUAAAAAAAAAAAAAAUACCUCCAAGGUGAAGAGACAGCUGUUUUCUGCUUUUCUUCAUCCGUUUUGUUCAUCAUUUAUCGUCUCUUUUAUCGUAGUUAGAGCAGAGUCGCCUCUUAUCUGUCCAGCACCAGCACUAGAUCCACAUAUAGCUCAUUGUAAAUAUUUACAGCCCUAAUAAAGAAACCUAUACGUCCAUGUGACCACAUGAAAACUGCAUUUUGCUUGAGAGCACGUGGUUUGAAAUGUUUUAAAGGGCUUGGCAGUAAUGUACUAUCACUGAGGAUGUUGAGAUUAGGAGUGCAUUUAUGGGGCAUUUGCAUAAAGAAAACUACAAAUAAAUCUAAUUCUACCACCUUUGUGCCACAAAAUAUGUAAGUUUAGCUUUAUUCCCAGCAGAGUAGUGAACUCUAAAAUAAAAUGUACUGAAGAUACAGUUUUCGAAGUACAUAAAAUACUAUAAAAUCAAAAUAAGAAAUUCAGUGGUUUGUUCUUUUAGGACAAGAUUUGUAAAAGUGUUGCUGAGACUCUGUGGUUCAGUGACAGUCAGCUACUGUUUGAGGAAUGUGAAGCUCCUCCUAUAGCAAACAAAACAAUGCUUAAAUACACAAUGAGCCCAGGGCCUGGAAGCACCUGCUAACUGUUGCCUACUGGAAACUAGUCUGAUCGUAAGCCAAUAUAUCACGUGUUUUAGACUAGACACUUUGUGUGGAUCUUUGCUAUUUUUACUUUGUUUUUUUGAUAAUAACUCAAUAUUUUAGUUUUUUUUUUGUUUUUUUACAUUAGAAUAUGUUAAGUUGGGCUUCAGGGAGUAAUGAUGAACAUUUUUCACAAUUUUCUGACCUUUUUUUUGGCUAAACAGUCAAUCAAUUACUAAAUAAAACAGGGCCUCAUUUUGGAAUAGAUCAUAAUCAAUAUGUAUUUUUUUUAGUUGUACAGAUUUCUAUUACAUUUGCAAUCAAUCAGAUUGUUGUAUACACUGAAGAGACAGUUAACAUUUCUUACUGGAAAGUCAAUCAAAUGACCAUAAAGAAAAGCAAAACAACAACAAAUAAUGAUUCAUAGCAACUGCAAAGCACAGAAAAAUUACCAUAAAGAGACAGAAACCAGCUACAAAGACAAUCAGCAACUAAAAAGACUCAAAUGUGUGAAAAACAGACACAAAAUAAAGACAAAUGGAUGCAAAAACGGCAAUAACGGAACACAAAAUGACCGACGUAAGAUUCAAAAUGGCUAAAAAGACACAAAUUGAUCACAAAUAGCAGCCAAAUCAAUGCAAACACAAGAUGACUGCAAAGAGACACAAAACACACAAGCAUUAAUUAAACUGAAUGUCUCUUAGAAUUUAGGUUUCUUGCUCCUCCUUGCUUUUGUGUCUAUGUUUGGUUGUUUUUUCUUUUGUCUUUUUACAGUUAUUUUGUGUCUUUGUGGUUGUUUAGUAUCUCUGUGUGGUUGUUUGGUGUUUCCCUGUGAUUGUUUUGUGUCACUUUAUGGUUGUUUUGUGUCUUUUGUAGUCGUAUUGUGUGUAUUUGUGGCUGUUUUGUGUCUCUUUGUGGUUGUUUUAUAUCACUUUGUGGUCGUUUUGUGUCUCUUUUUGACUGCUUUUGUAUCUGUGUGGCUGUUCUGUGUCUCUUUGUGGCUGUUUUGUGUGGUUUUGUGUGGCCAUGUGGCUGUUUUUUGUCUCCUUGUCACUGUUUGGUGUCUCUUUGCAGCUGUUCGGUAUCUGUCUGUUGCUGUUUGGUAUCUCUGUGUGGUCGUUUUGUGUCUCUUUAUGGCUGUUUUGUGUCACUUUGAGGUGGUUUGACAUUUCUUUGAGGUUGUUUUUGAGUGAAUUUGGGAAUUUUUAUGGUCAUCUUCCUCUUUGCGUUGUUGUUUUAUAUCUUUUCAGUCAUUGAGUAUCUCUCUGUGACUAUUCAGUGUCUUUAAUGAAUCUUUGUGACGUCCAACCAAUAAAUAUUAGAUCACUUCAUUGA
Molecule: messenger RNA, 7335 nt
Organism: Amphiprion ocellaris (clown anemonefish)
Lineage: Eukaryota; Metazoa; Chordata; Actinopteri; Pomacentridae
Exons: 15
Coding region: 186-3113 (975 amino acids)
Biological process (GO): protein phosphorylation; positive regulation of canonical NF-kappaB signal transduction
Molecular function (GO): ATP binding; protein kinase activity
Source: RefSeq, a predicted model, not a curated record